Messenger RNA from Bicyclus anynana (squinting bush brown), 1410 nucleotides. RefSeq names its product protein ILRUN. Bases 318 to 989 code for a protein of 223 amino acids. The transcript has 5 exons. The record is from RefSeq and is a predicted model, not a curated record. Gene Ontology annotation, molecular function: protein binding. Lineage: Eukaryota; Metazoa; Arthropoda; Insecta; Lepidoptera; Nymphalidae.
UUGAUCUUGUCUUUGAAUUUGUGAUUGUGUUCGUGUUGUCAUCUGUGAUCACUCAGUAUUUUUUUCAUAGGUAAUCGUAACCUGUAUUGAAUAUUGAGAUUGAGUAUUCAUAACAAAUUAAUAAGUCGGCAAUCGACGUAUUUGGCUUUCAAUUUAGAAAUAUUUAUGUUAUUUUGGUAUAUUUUUUGUUUGGCUAGUAAUAUCUUAUAUUUACAAUUUAAUCAUAUGAACCGAACUGGUGAACAUAAACAAAGGGUAUGUCAAUAGUGAAGUGUUGAGACUCGUAAGAAAGUAACUGUGAUUUAGUUUUAAGCACAAUGGAUGUUGAUGGCUCAGCCGGGGCUGGAGAAGUCAGCCAGACUCAAGGAGAAAUCGAUCAAAACCUCCUCCUGCAAUUCAGCUGUAUGAAUACGACUGACAGGGAAGAGCUCAUAGGUCAAAUGCAAAGACUUUUAGGCCCCAGUUUAAAUUAUAACACAGCUAGUUUUUUCUUGGAUAUGAGUAAUUGGAAUCUGCAGGCGGCAAUAUGUUGUUAUUUAGAUUAUAGUUUACCACCCAAGCUUCCAUCUAUGGCACUGAAAGCAGCUCAAACUCAAGAAUCUGCUGUUGGACCAGCUUCUCAUUUUGAACAAAAUUGGAGCAUUGCCAACACAGGAACUGAGACAUGGCCGGGAAGCUGUAGGUUAAUACAAGCUGGUGGGGAACCACUGGGAGCUACACCAGUGUAUGUGCCACCUUUACCCCCUGGACAUUCCACAAAUGUUUCAGUUAAAUUGUUAGCGCCCAGUACUGCUGGUGUGCAUAGAGGCUACUUUCAUUUAGUUACUGACAAAGGAGAGCAAAUAGGGGAUACAUUAUGGGUAGAAAUUACAGUAGAGUCUGAAGUAACUAUAGCUCUUACAGAGCAAUUAGCUGCCUUACCAGUACCUAGCAGUAGAUUGGAUGAAUCUGUAUCACAGGUGCCAUCACAAGAUGACCAAAUGUGUUGAUUAGAACUUACUUAAUUUGUUUACAACUUGUCACAAUGAUUUCCUCCAUAAAGUAAUGUAUAAAUUUAUUUCAAAUUAAUCCUGCGAGUGUUUCAAUACAUGCAAAUCAUCAAAACGCGUUAUAUACUUACAAAGCAAUGCUAAGUUAAAUAAGACUUGAUAACAAUGAUAUAAGUGAAAAUGUACAAACCCUUUAAAGUUACAUUAAAAUAAUUAACAUGAUGUCAACUAUAAAGAAUUUGUUAUUGUUGAAAUAUUUACAAUUGUAUAAGAAAAAUUGAUUUUAUUAGCAUCACUUAGUUUCUAGAUAUGAAUUGCCAUUAAUUAUUAUUAAUAAUUAUGGGGGUCUUUAUUUUGUAGUACUACAUACUAUAUUGUCUAAUUAAUUAUAGAUUUAAUUUAAAUAAAAUCUUUGAUAAAA